AUGAAGAGCCUCAAGUCGCGCCUCAAGAAGCACGAGGCGGUGAUCGGCGGCAGCGCGCAGAAURCAGACUGGAACAAGUAUGAUGACAGGCUCAUGAAAGCAGCCGAAAGGGGCGAUGUGGAAAAGGUGUCCUCGAUCCUGGCGAAAAAAGGCGUCACUCCCACGAAACUGGAUGUGGAAGGGCGGUCUGCGUUCCACGUUGUGGCGUCCAAGGGAAAUCUGGAUUGCUUGAAUACGCUCCUGCUGCAGGGAGCGGAUAUCACGGCCACGGACGCCGCGGGUCGAAAUGCAUUGCACCUAGCUGCGAAAUAUGGACAUGCCUUAUGUUUGCAGAAGCUAUUGCAGUACAAUUGUCCAACUGAAAAUGUGGAUCUUCAAGGAAGAACCGCUCUCCAUGAUGCAGCUAUGUCAGACUGCUCCUCCAGCAUACAGCUCCUGUGUGACCACGGGGCCUCCGUGAAUGCGAAAGAUGGGGAUGGGAGGACACCGUUAGUGCUGGCCACUCAGAUGUGUCGUCCUGCGAUUUGUCAGCUCCUAAUAGACAGGGGAGCAGAGGUUAACGCCAGGGACAAGCAGAACAGGACUGCCUUAAUGUUAGGCUGUGAAUACGGCUGCAAGGAUGCAGUAGAAGUGUUGCUCAGAAAUGGGGCGGAUGUUAGCUUGGCUGAUGGCCUUGGUCAUGACUGUGCUUACUAUGCCAGAAUUGGUGACAAUAUUGACAUUUUGGCUUUAAUAAAAGCUGCCGUUGAGGAUUCCAGCAAAGCAAGGGAUAUCGCGAAGAAAGGGCAACUUGARCAAAAGGUUUCUCGCUUGUCUCAGAAGUGGAACCGGCUGCACGCGCAGGAGGAGGCAAAUGCCCAAGUGUACCGGAAAGAGCAAAAUGCUCAGGAACUGGAAUUAGAAAAUCAAGACUUGAAAGAUCGAAUGAGAGAAGUGCAAGAGGAGCAAAGGAUGCUGUUGGAUAGAAUCAAUGGGCUACAGCUGCAGCUGAAUGAGGAGCAAAUGUUUGCAGAUGAUCUUGAAAAUGAGAAAGAUGAGUUGAAGAAGAUGUUAAGUUCCAAGGAAAAGCAACAGGAAGAAAGCCUAAGAACUAUUGAAGCUCUGAAAGCUAAACUCAAAUAUUAUGAAGUUGACUUYGUGGGCUCUGGAAGUAAUUUUGGGAAUAGAAAAGAAGAAUUGCUGCUUAAACAAGGUCAAGUGUUUGCUGUGGAAUCACAGUCCAAGUCUAUGCUGAGACCCCUGGAGCUCUCUCUGCCAAACCAAUCAUCCAGUUCAGAGAAGGAAGCUUUGAAGAGAGAGCUGGACAACGUGAGGACCUGCUAUGGUGCCGCCAAAGAGGAGAUCAGCAAACUGCAGAGAGAGCUGUCUCGCAAGGCCACUGAAUGUAAAGCUUUGGCAUCAGAGUAUGAAAGAACCAAGGAGGAAUCCGAUGGGCAGAUAAAACAACUGGAAGAUGCUUUAAAAGACGUGCAGAAGAGAAUGUUUGAGUCAGAAGGCAAAGUUAAGCAAAUGCAGACCCACUUUCUUGCUCUGAAAGACCACCUGACUAAUGAGGCGGCUUCAGGAAGCAGUAAGCUGGCAGAGGAGCUGAAGGAUCAGCUGAAAGAAAUGAAGGCCAAGUACGAAGGAGCCUCUGCUGAAGUGGGUAAACUAAGGAACCAGAUUAAGCAGAAUGAGUUGUUAGUGGCAGAGUUUAAGAGGGAUGAAGGAAGGCUGGUGGAAGAGAAUAAAAGGUUGCAGAAGGAACUUGGUAAGUUGGAGAUGGAGCGGGAUACAGGGGAAAGAAACAUCACAGAGUUAGAAAAGCGGCUCAAAGAAACAGCAGAGAAGCUAGCCCACUCCGUAAGUGCAGAGAAAUUUGAAAACAUGAAGAGUUUGUUAUCAAAUGAAGUGAAUGAGAAAGCAAAGAAGUUAGUAGAGAUGGAAGGAAAACAUGAAAAACUGGAGGCAGAGAUUUGCCUUUUAAGGAGGGAAUCAGAAAGUCAAAAAGCUGAACUCAUUCAGCAUGUAAAGCCGGAAGAGCACGAGCGAAUGAGGAGUAGGUUUGAGCAAAAAACUGAGGAACUUGAGAAAACAAUUUCUGAAUUAUUACAGAAGAAUCGGAGUUUGCAAAGGGAAGUUGACAAAGUGCAAGUAGAUAAUAAGAUGCUUAAGCAACAAAUCCAGAUGAUAAAUACUGAAAUUAAAAGCCAGAAUGUGCCUUUAAAAGUUCAUGAAGAGCUAAAGAAAACAAAUGAACUGACCAUUGAUGAUCUGACCAGAAAGGUUUCUGAAAUAACCAAGAAAUACAAUGAAAGCAAGGGAGAAGCUGAAAAGUUGCUGGAAGAGAAGAACAGCUUAAGUGAGAACCUAAGCCACCUCCAAGCUGCGUACCUGUCCCCAGAACAGCACAAAAAAGAAGUAGAAGCUUUACAAGCUAGUGGCCUUGAGCUUGAAAAGCAGCUCGCUGAGCUUAAUAAAAAAUAUGAGGAUGAGCAAGCCAAAGUGUGCAAGCUGGUGUCGGAGAACACUACUGUAAAAGAAGCUCUCAGGGAUCAGUAUGUGUCGGUUACAACGCAUGAAGAGGUUAAAACAGUCUUGAAUAACACCCUAGAAAAGACUAAUGCGGAGCUGUCGGAUCUGAAGGGAAAAACUGAAGACAUAAAGAAGGAAUUCAUGAAGGUAAAUGAAGAAAAUGCAACUUUGAAAAACCAGGUGAAACUCCUGCAGAAUCAACUACAAACUGAGUAUAUAAGUUUAAGAGAUCAUGAGUCUAAAGUGAAUACUUUAAAUAAAAGYGUGAAAGAACUUCAGGAAAAUAAUAUUGAGAUUAUGGCUGGGUAUAAAAGGGGUCAAGAAGAAAUUUUGCAGUUACAUGCAGAAAUAGAAGCCCAAAAGAAGGAACUUGACACAAUUCAAGAAUGCAUUAAGUCAAAAUAUGCACCAGUUGUCUCCUUUAAAGAGAAAGAACAAAACUUUGAAGCCACAGUGAGAGAACUGAAAGAGCAGCUGUUGGAGCAAACACAGAGGUGCAGGGAAAGUGAGGAAGAAAGCAGGAAAUAUCAGCAGGAAAACGAAAAGCUCAAGAGUGGUAUUUUGUCUGUCCAAAAUGACUUGCAGCAGAACUACAUCCUUGCGGAGAAAUCCCACGAAAUGGAAAAAAUGUUCACAAGCAAGAUGGAAGAACUGAAUAAGCAAUUGAGAGAGCUGCUGCAGAAAUACACGGGCAAAAAAGCAGAGGAAGAGGAGCUGCAGGAGGGCACGGAGCGGGCCCUGGCUGCGCAGGCCCGCGGGGAGAGCCGGCAGCCGCCCGUGGGACAGUUUGAAGGCCUGAAGAAGGCUCUUGGUAACACUGUGGAGGAUCUAAAGGAAGCCUUCCGAAGGGAGAAGGAAUGUUUUGACAGAGAGACGCUAAAAGUUGGAGAAUUGCAGCAGGAACUGUCAGAUCUGAAAAGUUCUUCGGUACCUUUGGCAGAAUAUAUGCAAAUGAAGGAGACGCUAGAACAAGAAAUCGUAGCAGUCAAAAAAAGCUUAAAAGAGAAGGAAGAAGAAAACGACGUUAAAGCCGAGGAAGUCGUGAAGCUGCAGUGUGAGGUGGAGGCUGCCCGGCGAGCUUUGGCCGAGCUGGAGAGCAAAGAAGUGAUUGACGUAGCUGAAUACGAAUCCAUGAAAAGUAAUCUGGAGGCCCAAGUCAAUAGCAUAGCUGAAAACUUGUUCAGUGUGAACAGAAAGUAUGAGGAGGCAUGCGAGGAGGCUUUGCAAGCUAAAAAGAGCGAGCUUUCCUUAAAAGGUGAAAAGGAAUUGCUUCAAUUGCGGAGCUGCAGCAUUGAGCAAGAAAUCAAAGACCAGAAAGAGAGGUGUGAUAAAUCAUUGACAACAAUUAUUGAACUGCAGAAGAGAAUACAGGAAUCUGCAAAGCAGGUGGAAGCCAAGGAUAACAAGAUAACAGAACUGCUUAAUGAUGUCGAGCGAUUAAAACAAGCUCUUAAUGGAUUGUCUCAGCUCACAUACACCAGUGGGAUUCCCUCAAAAAGACAGAACCAACAGGUUGAAAUGCUGCAGAACCAAGUGCAAAUGCUGCAACAGCAGCUYGCUGAUGCUAAAAGGCAGCAUCAAGAAGUAAUUUCAGUUUAUCGGACACAUCUUCUUAGUGCCGUACAGGGUCACAUGGAUGAAGAUGUCCAAGCUGCUUUACUACAGAUCAUCCGAAUGAGACAGGGACUCGUUUGCUGACGUACUUAGUGCCCUUGCCCUCGAGGGCUGCUGCGUCUCRCAGAGGGCUCUGAAAGCCUCGGGGAGGUUUGUAGUAGCAUAUUUGCCGUUAGAACCCYCCAAGAGCUCUCCAAAUAGGAAACAAUUGGUGAAGCUGAAAUACUUUCUCAGAAAACAGUAGAAGAUGACGACAAAGUUUGAGACCUAACRCUUAUUUCAGUAGAUUAAUAAAUGAAUUGGCUUACAAGUCAAAGUGAUGACAAUUUAGGUAAAUUAUGAUGCAGUCAAUCUGACUCUGAAAUAAGAUAAGGCCUAUACCCAGAAAUUCUAGUUUUUCCUAUAACUUGAACUCUCAUGGUAUGGUUGAAAAUAAACUGCAUUCAAAUGAGCUUGGCURAAGUAUUGUAGCUGUUGAAUUCUCUUAAUCCUUAAAAAAUAAGCGGCUAUCCCAUUUUUCUCUUAGGUUGAUCAAGACAUUGCAAUGUGCUUAGGUCAGCUGCAAAGCAGGAUGGAAGGUAUUUAGAUGUAUAUUGUAACUUGGCUGGCCAAGUUACGGAGCUUAUUUAAGUAACUUAAGAUGUAGUGCCUUUGCUUUUAACAAGUCUUUAAUCAGGGUUUCUGCCAAAAUACUAAUUUUUUAUCUCUACCUCCCCUGGGAAUCUUUUCAUGACUGUUUGAUAAUGUUGAUUACUGCAGGUUCUAAAUGUAGGACUCAAGUGCCAUGGUUUGUAGAGAGCAUUUCAGCCUAAAUGCAGCAGUCCUGCUUUUGUAUAAUUGCAUUUUUCUUCAGGCAUAAUAGGGCUAUAAACUGAGCAUCUCAUUAAGCUGUACAUUAGGUAAUUUGGAUACUGGAUUUUAAAACACUUUCUUACAGAAGUUUAAGGUAUUUUCCUCUUACAUGUAAAUUAUGUACUAUAAUCCAGUUAUUUAUGGGGAAAGAUGCAAAUAGUAAAAUUAAUAAAAUGCACAUUUUAAUUAGCUUGGAAUCUACCUAUUAAACAAGAUAGGGCUUCAUUUUCAAGUGAAGGUGCAAUAAUUCCAAGGGAUGAUGUACCUGACGUAGGUUUUGUGAAAGAAAAUACACCUUUUGAAUUGAUUAGGCUUCUUUCAGUGGCUUUUCCUUUAAACCAGUGUGUUGCUAUUUUAACAGAACAAACACUAAGUGUUGCCAGUCCUCAGACCAUUUGUUUGGAAGUGCUUGUGUGCAUCUAGUAAGCAGGAACCUGGCAUCCUGGGGACAAAAGGCAGAGCUUCCUUCGGGGCUCGUAAGGAAUAAAUUCCGAGGUCUGUKCCUGCUUACUGGGUCUUAAUGGCAGCCCAGGAAACGGAACCCUGCAGCCUUGGGGGUCUCUUGCUCUCGCUCUCUCCCUUCUUUAUUUUAAUAGUAGUGAUAUAUUUGUUUCCUCUCGUGCUCUCUCCUUUGGGCAGCGUCACGACAUAGARUGGAAAUGACAGCUGCCACCGAGGAGGGGAUGCAGGCAUAAUGAUGAAUGUGUGGGACAGUUUUAUUAUAUGAAUAUGCUUAAUAUAUUUGCUAAAUACAUCUGUAGUACAACAGAUCUGCUGCUGCUUUCCUUUAAUUUCUUAGAGGAUUAUUACAGAAGGCAUCUCRGUAUAUAUAUACAGUAGUUUUUAGCCAAAUUCUUUUCUGAUUACAUGACUUGAAACUCUCAUUGGAGAGAAACUGAUUGUUUUGCUAUACUAACUCUGGUAUAUUUURAUAUUCUG
This is a messenger RNA of Nothoprocta perdicaria, 5919 nucleotides long. It is a transcript of the gene UACA, whose product is annotated as uveal autoantigen with coiled-coil domains and ankyrin repeats. NCBI's taxonomy places the organism in Eukaryota, Metazoa, Chordata, Aves, Tinamiformes, Tinamidae. Gene Ontology annotation, molecular function: actin binding. The transcript is spliced from 19 exons. Bases 1 to 4212 code for a protein of 1403 amino acids. The record is from RefSeq and is a predicted model, not a curated record.